GUACAAUUGCAGUGAAAGUGCCACCAGAUUGGAAUUCAAAUUAAUAUCGUAUCGAAGUCUAUUCAAUUUAUAUUGCUUUUUUCUCUCUCUUCAUUCAUAUUCUAUUACACAAUACGCGUAACGAAAACUGUGUAUUUGAAUCUGUGAUUGAAUUUAAAUUUAAAUUUCAAUUUCAUUUUCAUUUUCUCUCCACGCCACUUCAAUAAAUAGUAGUAAUAAUUCAAAGUGUACACAUUCCAACUGAACACACUAAGAACGUUCGAUGAUUCAUUUCUGUUCGUAUUGUUAGUGGAUUCAGCAUCACUAUUUGAUUUUUCGUGAGAUUGCCGAAACAGCAACAACAGCAACAAUAACAACAACAACAGCAACACCGUCAAACUAUGAGAACGAAGACAAUCAAACCGUUUGUUCUCUGUUAGCAGCAUACUGUUGAAACCAAUGUAACCGAGUGAAACACAGAACGAAAUUGUUUCGUCGCGCACAAGUUUGACUUUAAGACCUCCAAAAAAAAAAAUCCAAACCCAAAAUAUACGAAAGAAACUGUUUUUGGUAUUGUGAACACAGAAUAGUCAAGCUAUAAAUGUUUAUUAAAAAUGGUUUGUGGCAUGACGAUAUUUACCAAUACAAUAAACACUUGAGUGAUAUCAACAGUUAACAACACAUCUUGCAAUUUUUUCUCUUGUGUCAAUCCAAACAGAUAUAUUAAUUUACAUUCAGUUCAGUUAUUGUGUGUCAAUUUUGAUCACGGCCUCAUUUUGAAUUUUCAUAGAUUUUUUUUCUUCUGAUUUCUAAUUGGUGCAUAUGAAACAUUUGUAAGUUCAGUGAGCUAGCGCAUGAAUUAGACGUGAACAAAUGCUUGCUAUUCUUUUUAAAUCAGAACAUUUUUUCGGUAUUAGAUCACUUGGAGCUGUCAUUAUGACAUAAGAAAAAAAAAACAUAGUAAACGUUACUAUAAAUUAAAAAGUCAUUAAAUUAUCAAAAAAAUAUGCUGUGUUUUAUCAGAUCUAAGCGUGAAGAAACCAUAUGAAUAAAUAACUUGAAUUGCUCAACUGUUCAACUUUCAGUUAGUAAUAUGUCAUUGCUAAAUCAAAUGCGUAUCAACGACACAAAUAAUAAUAUGAACACGAGUUCGAAUGAUGGACUGAAAAAACGCGAAAUCACAAAAAAGAAUGGCGAAAAUAUGGAUUCGGUGGAACAUGAUGCAGCUACAUUCGUACCAAAAAUUCGAUGGCCCGACUUAACAGCUCAGUUGUUCUUACACACUGGCGCUAUUUACGGAUUAAUCUUUCAAUUUUAUACGAUAAGAUUUUACACGCUGGUUUGGUUUUUUGCACUGAUCGUUUUUAGUGGAUUCGGUAUUACGGCUGGAGCGCACCGACUUUUUUCACACAAAUCAUACAAAGCAAACGCUAAAUUACGUCUGCUGUUGACUUUUCUGUUUACCAUUUCCGGCCAACGUGAUGCAUACACCUGGGCACACGAUCACCGUGUUCAUCAUAAGUAUACGGAAACUGAUGCAGAUCCGCACGAUGCGCGCAGAGGUUUCUGGUUUGCCCACGUUGGUUGGCUCUUUUUGACACCACAUCCAGCCGUCGUUGCAAAACGUAAAGUCAUCGAUUUAAGUGAUCUGGAAAAUGAUCCCAUUGUUAUGUGGCAAAAGCGAUUUUACAUCCCAUUGUUUGGCCUAAUCGCAAUCGCUAUGCCGGUUUUGGUACCGUGGUAUUUUUGGAACGAAGAUUUAUGGGCAUCAUUUUGGGUGAAUUUCAAUUUGCGCUUUUGCAUCACAUUGAACGCUGCGUUUUUCGUAAACAGUGUGGCACAUCUCUAUGGCAACAAACCAUAUGACCGAAACAUAAUGUCAGUAGAAAGCUUGCCCGUGGCGCUUGCUGCUUUUGGCGAAGGUUGGCAUAAUUAUCAUCACGUUUUCCCAUGGGACUAUAAAACAUCGGAGCUUGGCAAUUAUAAGUUUAACAUCAGCACGGCGUUUAUAGACUUCAUGGCAAAGAUUGGUUGGGCUCGUGACUGUAAAUUUGUGUCACCCGAAAUGGUUGCACGACGUAUAGCAAAAACGGGCGAUGGAACACACUCGCACCACGAGGAUUGCGUGUGGGGCUACGGAGAUGCAGAUAUUUGUAAAGAUGAUUUAGAAGAAUUGGAUAAAAUGCAAAGUUGAUAUAGCUGAUAAUUGUGUUUUUUUAUUUCGAUUAUAGUUACUUUUACUAAUAAUGUAAAUUAACAUUUAAAUGAAUGAAUGAAUGAAAGAAAGAAAGAAAGAAAA
Sitodiplosis mosellana (orange wheat blossom midge) is the source of this 2278-nucleotide messenger RNA. Its product is annotated as acyl-CoA Delta12-desaturase-like. Lineage: Eukaryota; Metazoa; Arthropoda; Insecta; Diptera; Cecidomyiidae. Gene Ontology annotation, molecular function: iron ion binding; stearoyl-CoA 9-desaturase activity. Gene Ontology annotation, cellular component: endoplasmic reticulum membrane. Bases 1073 to 2173 code for a protein of 366 amino acids. Gene Ontology annotation, biological process: unsaturated fatty acid biosynthetic process. The record is from RefSeq and is a predicted model, not a curated record. The transcript is spliced from 8 exons.